AGAUAGGCCUAGGAGGCGAUUAGGCAGACAAUCGGGAACGAAAUAAACGGAGAUGCGCAACGGAGCCGUGCGCGCCUGCGUGUGCGACGGGAUUGUCGGGUGAGGUUCGGCUCGUAGGGACUCUUGGCGGGGUGCGGGCUGCGCGCUAAAGAACGUCCGGAAGGUGGCGCCGGAGUCGGCUCGAGCGCUGGCAGCGGCGCAUCCGCGGUGCGGCGUUAGUAGCGCUCGCCUUGCGGCGCGUGGGGCUAGGGACGAUGCUCGAGCCGCUGCUAGGAGGCACUCGGGAGGCAGGGAGGGCAUGCGAACGGAGGCACGGUUCAGUGUCGCCAUUGCAGCUCUCCCGUGCAGUCUUCGCCUUCGCGAGCUCUGUGCGCGUGGAGCCGAUUCACCUCGAGCGAAAGCCUUCGCGAGGGCUCAGCGCGUGCCCCCCCGAUGCAGAGACACUGCACCGAGCUCACCGAAAGAUUGUUGCAAUCCCUUGACGAGGAAUACAAUGUUGUCGAUAUGGGAGUUGUUGUGGAUGUCAUCACGGCCCUGGAGAAAACGACCAUCACCAAAGAGGUGCUUGAGAUUACCAGGCUGGGAAAAUAUAUUAACGAACUGCGACGCAAGACAAACAAUGAUAUUUUGGCAAAGAGGGCUAAAGACUUGGUGCGGCGAUGGAGAGAAAUGGUUCUACCGUCUGCUCAUUCUACUCCACAACCCACAGUUGCAGAUACGGCACCACCAGCACUCAAUGGAGCCAACGCUCAAAGUCCAGCUUUAAGAAGUCUUAAACCUCAAAGUCCAGCUUUUAGAGGAUUGAAACCUCAGAGUCCAUUAUUAAAAACUACAUCAUUGAGUAGAGUAUCGAGUCCAUCAUUAUCAUUACACAGUGAUCAAUCACAUUCACCUGUUGUAUCUCCAAAUAAGCCACCGAUUUCGGCAACAAGCAACCACAGGUUAAAUUCCAGUACUACUCAAGUUGACGUGAAAUCUAGUAAUCAGAAUCAUUUGCUAGAAGCUGUACCGCGAACUCACAGUUCCAACAAACGAUUACGAAAAGACAAUCCAAUUGUUUUGGAAGUUGAGCCUGCAAAUAAACGACAGCGUCUCAAUGGUGAGACCUUGAGUGGUAGUAAUGCAAACUCGCAAGUGCCUAGCCCCACCCUUAAAGAAAGAAACCCAGAACUUAUCGAGCCUUCCUCAAAUACAGAAAGCACCGUUGUGAAGAAACGUGGCCGCAAAAAAGGUAGCAAAUCUAUCAAGAAGCAAAUAUCUAUAGAGGACAGCGUUAAAGAAAAAUUAGCUAGUAUUUCGAGAAAUCCAAAAUUAAAAACCACUCAGGAAUUGCUGGCUGACUUACAAGCCCGAGGUUCUAAUUCAAAUAUUAAUGUUUUACCUAGUCACAGUGUAAAUCCACCGAAUAUCGAAGACAUUCUAAGAACGAAAAAUGAUGGAGAAGUUUGCAAAUAUCUAUCUGGAAAUCAGAAUAAUUUCUUGAAUAAAAGAACCGGAGAUACUAAUUUACAACAAAAACGUACGAAACUAGAAGAAAAUCGUCGAGACUCUCCUCACAAGUAUAUAGAAUCAGACACACUUGAUGAGGAUACAUUGGACUCUGAGAUUCCUCCUGAGAAUAAUCUCAGGUUAACUCGGGAUCUGACAGUGAAGGAAAUACUCGCCAAAUUACCACCGUUAGAUCCUGAUUCGAUAGACUGGGAUGACGCUGAUGAGUGUUGUGACAACAAUGAGAACAAAACUAAUAACAAAUCACAAGAGGUUACCGAAGAAGAUCUCGAAAGGUUGCAUAUAGAAUGUGUAGAAGGUUUAAAUGGAAACUUUCAGCCAAAACUUUCUUCUCCCUUUAAUAAAAGUGAUUCGAUAAAGACUUGUGAGAAUGAAGUGAAACUUGAUAGUGUUAUUGGUUUGCAUAGGCCUUCAGAUAGCCAUAAGGACGAAAUAUUUCGAGAAUGGCAUGAAAUGCUUGCAAGGCCAAGCUUUGAUGGCCAAAUCCUCCACAUAUUGCCUUAUGUUAUCAUCGAUUAGUCAUUAAAAUUCUUUAAUACUGCUCAUGAAACUUCUAUCUUUAUACCAAUUGAGUCACUUUGAUUGCAUUGCAUUCAUUUAUCUUCAUCAAUUAAUCGUUCAUUUGUUACUUCAUGUUUUUCAUAUCAUAUGAUUGUCGUGAUAGCAUUUUUUUUUAUAUUAAAAAUGGGUAUCAUGUUAGGAAAUGUCUUAUCACCAUUGCUACUAUAAAAAAAGAGUUGACUUUUCCUAAUAAUAAUUGUGAUUAUCAAUCAUUAAAGAUAUGUAUUAAUUUUAUUGCAUUAAUAAUUAUAUAUGUUUUUUUGUAUCGGGCCACAGUUGAUUAUUCCAAGGCUUGUUUUAACUCUGUUUCGUACUUGAAAGUAUAAAAAUUAUUAAAAUUAUUGCAAAAAUCAAAGCCAAAAGAAAUUACUUUCAAGUCAGCACUGCAUAUUACAAAUGACUAGGACGCCCGAGCAAGAGAGUAGCACAUACCUAUAUUGUUAGGUCUAUUAAGUUAUUUUUAAACAAAAUCUGUGUAAUGUAAAAAAGAUUUAGAGACACGGAUAUUCUACAAUUGGAUAUUAAACUCUAAAUGGUACCAUAAAAAAUAAAUUUAUUCAUUACAAGUGUACUUUGGAGAUUCAAAACAGUGACUGUACAAAUUUUGUUCACUGUUAAAUUCUUAUUGUAAUGUCUAUAUUUGAAAUAUUGUUUUGAUAUGAAAAACUCAAUACUUGUAAUUUGUACAUUUUUCUGCAAUAGUUCUUUACAAAGACAGUUAGUUUAAUAAACCGUUGCUUAAUGAUAAUAAA
Messenger RNA from Ceratosolen solmsi marchali, 2822 nucleotides. It is a transcript of the gene MED26, whose product is annotated as mediator complex subunit 26. Gene Ontology annotation, molecular function: transcription coregulator activity. The coding region runs from base 433 to 2028 and encodes 531 amino acids. The record is from RefSeq and is a predicted model, not a curated record. Gene Ontology annotation, biological process: positive regulation of gene expression; regulation of transcription by RNA polymerase II. NCBI's taxonomy places the organism in Eukaryota, Metazoa, Arthropoda, Insecta, Hymenoptera, Agaonidae. Gene Ontology annotation, cellular component: mediator complex; nucleus; core mediator complex. The transcript has 4 exons.